Messenger RNA from Oncorhynchus gorbuscha (pink salmon), 378 nucleotides. RefSeq names its product rhophilin-2-like. Gene Ontology annotation, biological process: negative regulation of stress fiber assembly. Lineage: Eukaryota; Metazoa; Chordata; Actinopteri; Salmoniformes; Salmonidae. The transcript has 3 exons. The record is from RefSeq and is a predicted model, not a curated record. The annotation marks the transcript as partial.
GCCUGUCGUACCCCCAGUCGCAAUGACGCCGGCAUCGAGACCCUGGCCAAGUACUUCAGCCACAUACCUCUACUGGAGAGCCGCUUCUUUACCGCCACCCGCCAGAUGGGCAUCUUCUUUACUUGGUAUGACUCGUUCACAGGUGUUCCAGUGUGCCAGCAGAACGUGUCUCUGGAGAAGGCCAGUAUUCUGUUCAACAUCGGCGCCCUCUACACCCAGAUCGGCACGCGCUGCAACCGCCAGACGGGCUCCGGCCUCCAGGAUGCCAUCACAGCCUUCCAGAAAGCUGCAGGAGUCCUCCACCACCUAAAGGAGACGUUCACCCACACCCCCAGCUAUGACAUGAGUCCCUCCAUGCUCAGCAUGUCAUCAAGAUGA